Messenger RNA from Dioszegia hungarica, 1059 nucleotides. RefSeq lists its product as uncharacterized. The record is from RefSeq and is a predicted model, not a curated record. Lineage: Eukaryota; Fungi; Basidiomycota; Tremellomycetes; Tremellales; Bulleribasidiaceae. The transcript has 4 exons. Bases 1 to 1059 code for a protein of 352 amino acids.
AUGUCACAAGAUCAAGGCCGACACUACUCGCAACUCGCGUUCAUCAAGGAUCACAUGUUUGCUUCCUUCUCCGCGCCCAAGGUCGACCUCACUGGCCGGACGGUGCUCGUUACGGGUGGGAACACGGGUCUGGGAUAUGCGGCCGUACUCCACUUCGCCCGGUCAAACGCCUCGCGGAUCAUCAUCACCUCCCGCUCCCUCCAGCGCGCCCAAGCCGCCGCCGAGCAGGUACACAAGGACGUCCCCUCCUACCGCGGCAUCGUCGACGUGAUGAGGCUCGACCUCGCCAGCUGGUCCAGCACCAUCGCCUUCUGCAAGGCACUCAACAGUGACCCGGGCCGGCUCGACAUCAUCGUCGCCAACGCGGGCGUCAAGACCGAUACCUACCAGCAGACGGCGGACGGGUACGAGGGGGCGUUACAGAUCAAUGGGCUGGCGACGGCUCUGAUGUGCUUGUUGUGCCUGCCGAAGCUGGGGGAGACGGCGGGUAUGGAGGUCCCGGCGGGUAGUAAGGGAAUGAAGCCUACGUUGACUAUCGUGGCGAGCGAUGUUCACCACUGGGCCAAGUUUCCUCAAGCCAAUGCUCCCGGAUCGCUCAUCGAGGCCCUCAACGACCCCGACCAGUUCAUCUCCUUCGACGAGCGGUACAACGUCUCCAAGCUGCUCAGCAUUUACAAUGCCCGCGAAAUCGCCAAGCUCCCAGCUGUCACGUCUGGUAAGGUACUCGUCAACUCUGUCGGUCCGGGUAUGGUCGUAUCAGCGCUCAGGGACGGCAUGGGCCCCUUCACCGCCUGGCUCAUCAACGCCAUGUCAUGGUCGGCCGAGAAGGGUACUCGCAACUUUCUCUGGGCGGCCACUCAGCCGACCGCUCCCGGCGCAUACGUCACGCACUGCAAGGAGACCCCGCCGUCCUUGUUCAUCGUCUCGGCCAAGGGGAAGAAGACUCAGGAGAAGUACUGGAGGGAGUGUCUUGCGAUCUUUAGGCAGCUGGGCGGGAGAGGAGCUGGACAGGGUGCUUUAGACAUUGAUGAUCGGGAGCGGCAUGCAUUCAGAUGGUAG